CCACUUUCUACCUGCCGUCGCACCCAAGUCCAAUCAACGUGCGGCACAAGUGCACCCAUCCUGAAUUUGCCGAGAUGCUUCUGGACCUCAACGAGUUUGGUCAUGAGUGGGCCAUCCGCACGGGUUUCCUGGAGCCCUUCACUCUCGACUGUCCGCCGCACAUUCUCGAAGCUGCCUCAAAGAAGAGCCCCUCGAUCGAGUACGAAUCAAGGCCCUCGAGCCACGGCUAUCUCCACAGCGCCCCCAGCUACCACCACCAUCAACGGCCUGUCCACAACGACCAGGGCCAUCGCCAUGAAUACUAUCCAGAAUAUCGAAGCGCCACCCCUCGCUCCGCAACGCUCACAGCCUCGCCGACCCAGCCACCGUCGACCCUGUACUUUCCGAAAUCCCUCUGGCGCACCCAGAGCUCCCGCGACGCUCCCUCGCGCAUCGAAAAGUCCAUCACCCCGCCGUACCGAUCUCGCCCGCAUCGCCGCAUCUCGAUUGACUCGCUGCUGUCGCAUGAAGAAGACGCCUCGGUCUCGCCGUCGAUGCCCUCGCGGCAUUACCCCAGCGAGCGCUCGUCGUACUGGCCGCCUCUCAGCCCCGAGUCGGGAUAUCUGCACAAGCAGGACCGCACGUCGGUGGCGUCGUCAUGAGCAACCUUGGCAUGUUAAGUGGCCGUUUUUGGACUCUCUUCCGUCGCUGUGCUGUGUGCUUCUCCCAUUUCUGAAUAGCUGGCCUUUUCCUUCUCUCGAUUCCCCCAUCCCCAAUCUUGUCCCAUUCACACGCUUUCAUUCAUAUAUCGAAGAGCCUGGUGCUUUUUGUAUACUAGAGUGCAUCUGCCUCUUUUAACUGCAGUCGCCGCGCCUCGGUCGCUCUCGGGCCUGGCUUUGCGCUGUGUUGGUCCAUAAUACAUUUUGCUAUCCAUCG
Messenger RNA from Polychytrium aggregatum, 915 nucleotides. RefSeq lists its product as uncharacterized. The record is from RefSeq and is a predicted model, not a curated record. The coding region runs from base 103 to 837 and encodes 244 amino acids. Lineage: Eukaryota; Fungi; Chytridiomycota; Chytridiomycetes; Polychytriales. The transcript is spliced from 2 exons.